Antechinus flavipes (yellow-footed antechinus) is the source of this 9034-nucleotide messenger RNA. RefSeq names its product protein phosphatase 1 regulatory subunit 16B (gene PPP1R16B). The record is from RefSeq and is a predicted model, not a curated record. Gene Ontology annotation, cellular component: cytoplasm. Gene Ontology annotation, biological process: regulation of sprouting angiogenesis; establishment of endothelial barrier. The transcript has 11 exons. Lineage: Eukaryota; Metazoa; Chordata; Mammalia; Dasyuromorphia; Dasyuridae. Gene Ontology annotation, molecular function: enzyme inhibitor activity; protein phosphatase regulator activity; protein binding. The coding region runs from base 967 to 2805 and encodes 612 amino acids.
GAGGUUUUAGGGGAAGUGCUCAUUUAAUUUUCAGUGUACAAGCUCCUUGUCUUAUGCCUCUGUGCUUCAUAUUAUGCCUUACAGCAAAUCUUCCCACAUGGGGGGGGGGCGGCUGAGGGGGGAGGAGAAAGGAGAAGUGUGGUGCUCAUGGAAAAAGCCUUGGGCUGGGAUUCAGUAGAACUGAAUUCUAAUUCUCACUGCUACUAAAAUUCUAGGUGAUCAGUUAGUGAUCGCCUUCUGUAGGUUUCAGUUUCCUCACCUAACAAAUGGGCACGUGCCCUGAAAUGUCUCUUUUACCUUUCCUCCUCCUAUCUUCCACCCCAACCUUAGUCCCCCUGGAGGGUUUCUCUUUUUUUCAACCAGGCCUCUAUUUUGUGCAAAUGGAAACGUGUUUCCUUCCUCUUCGCCUUGCAGUUAAAAACCUUCCCGACAUUUAAAAAUCCUCUUCCCCCUGUGACAGCUCCCUCUCGUCCCAGUACCUCUUUUUCUGCAACCCCCACCCCUAGUCCCACAUCUCCUCCCGUCCUACGCCACUCACACAGAUAAAGCUUCCUCGUCCUAGUCCCCCCUUUCCUUCCCAGUCCCCUUAUAGUCCCGGCCCACUGCUCCAGGCUGGGUCCCGACCCUUCCCUCGAGACACUGCGGGCCCCACUCCCCUAGCCUCCUCCCCAGGACCCGCCUUGGGGGAGGAGCCGAGGAGGCGGGAGCAGAGGCUCAGUCGCCGGAGCCGGCUUCAGAGGGCGGCAGCAGUAACAGCCACCGCCAGCGCCAGCGCCACCGCCACGGUCGCGGUGGGAAGACGGACCCACAGGCACGGAGGGCCAAGGAGCCGCGCCGGGGGCCGGACGGAGCCUGGACCGGCUGCAGCCGCUGCCGCCCAGAUCUGGGCUCCUGAACGCGGGCGCCCACCAUGUUGCAGAAGACCAGCAGGAGGACCCCUUUUCCCCUGGCUCGUGGGAUACCACCAUGUUAGCCCUACAGAGCCCAGGGGCCACAGAGCUCUGUUCUAUAGGGGGAGACAUGAUGGCCAACCACGUGGACCUCCUGACUGAGCUUCAGCUCCUGGAGAAGGUGCCCACCUUGGAGAGGCUGCGGGCAGCCCAGAAGCGCCGAGCUCAGCAGCUGAAGAAAUGGGCCCAGUACGAGAAAGAGCUGCAGCACCGCAAGCGGAAGCAUGAGAAGAAAAGGAGCACCACCAGCAGAAAGAAGGUGUCCUUCGAGGCCAGCGUGGCGUUGCUUGAAGCUUCCUUAAGGAAUGAUGCGGAGGAAGUACGCUACUUUCUGAAGAACAAGAUAAGCCCUGAUCUAUGCAAUGAAGAUGGACUCACUGCACUGCAUCAGUGCUGCAUAGACAACUUUGAAGAGAUAGUCAAGCUUCUGCUGAGCCAUGGCGCCAACGUCAAUGCCAAGGACAAUGAGCUGUGGACGCCCCUGCAUGCUGCUGCCACCUGCGGCCACAUUAACCUGGUGAAAAUCCUCAUUCAAUAUGGGGCAGAUUUGCUUGCAGUCAACUCAGAUGGAAACAUGCCCUAUGACCUCUGUGAAGAUGAACCAACCCUCGAUGUGAUUGAGACUUGCAUGGCAUAUCAGGGCAUCACCCAAGAAAAAAUCAACGAGAUGCGGGCGGCUCCUGAGCAGCAGAUGAUCACCGACAUCCACUGCAUGAUUGCGGCGGGUCAGGACCUGGACUGGACUGAUGCUCAAGGAGCCACUCUGCUGCACAUUGCUGGGGCCAAUGGAUUCCUUCAUGCGGCUGAGCUCCUUCUUGAUCAGGGAGUACGAGUGGAUGUCAAGGAUUGGGAUGGCUGGGAGCCUCUCCAUGCAGCUGCCUUCUGGGGCCAGAUGCAGAUGGCGGAGCUGCUGGUGUCCCAUGGAGCCAGUCUCAGUGCUCGGACAUCCAUGGAUGAGAUGCCAAUAGAUCUGUGUGAGGAGGAGGAGUUCAAGGUGUUGCUGUUGGAGCUGAAGCACAAACAUGAUGUGAUCAUGAAAUCCCAGCUGAGGCACAAGUCUUCCCUGAGUCGGCGCACGUCCAGUGCGGGAAGUCGGGGGAAAGUGGUGAGACGGGCGAGCCUGUCAGACAGGACCAACUUGUACCGGAAGGAGUACGAGGAGGAAGCCAUCGUGUGGCAGCAGCGGGCCUCAGCGGAGGAGCAGAGAAACUCCAUCUACAAUGGGGAUGUCAGAGAGACUCGCUCUGAUCAGGAGAACAAGGACCCGAACACUAUGCUGGAAAAGCCAUUGCUUCUUUCUGAAUUUAUGACCAAGAGCACACUGGGGAACCCAGAGCUGCCCAUGCAGAACGGCCUCCGGGCUCCAGUCAGCACUUACACGUACUCACUGUCUAACGGGGACAUGCCUAUUCAGAAUGGACUCCGGGCUCCGACCACCACCCACCCAUACUCUCUUGCCAAUGGUGACAUCUGGAAGGUGCACGAGGUGCCAGACUACACCCUGAGUGCCUCUCUUCCCUACGGGAGCCCCGGCCUCCGUGACAUGCCGCAGGCCUGGAACGUGUACAAGGAGCCCAGUCACCAGACGCUGUCGGAGCUGAAGCGGCAGAGGGCAGCUGCCAAGCUCCUCAGCCACCCCUUUCUGAACCCCCACCUGGGUGGGGGGGUGACAGGGGUGGGUGAGGGCAGCAGCGAGAGCAAGACUCCCCUGAUCGGAACAAGAACUUCUCCCUACAGUGCCAAUGGGACUUCUGUCUAUUACACAGUAGCCAGUGGGGACCCUCCUCUCCUAAAGUUCAAGGCCCCAAUGGAGGAAAUGGAAGAGAAAGUGCGAGGCUGUUGUCGGAUUUCUUAGUCAGACUCAAGAGGGAGGAGGACCCGCAUGCCCGAGGCACUGGGCAUGGCCGAGGCACUGGGCAUUCCUCACCUGGCCAGGGGCCAGGGCCUGAGGGCAGCCCUGAGGAUGGAGAGUAGACAGGAGGUCAAUUCUCAUUUUCAGGGGCUUUGCUGAAUGGCCCAUGCCUGAGAGCUUACUUUGGACUACCCUUAUCACCUUCUGAAUGAAGAAUACCAGUUAGUAGCUUCAUGCAAAUGACUGCCAGAUGUCUAAAAUGUAACAUGAGGAAUCCUGCUCUGCUCUUGUGAAGUCCUUGCCAGUCCUAGUGUGCAAACAUUCACACUCCUCCAUGUCACAUACAUGUGCGUGUGCACACACACACACACACACACACACAACCGCUUGUGGCCCAUUUGUGCCAAAGACCAAAGGGGGUGGCUAUAACAGAAAGGUGUACGGCCAGCCUGGCCCUGAGAACGCAGCUGCUCGCUUGCUUAUGACACAGGAUCUAUGGGGACAACAGAGUCUUGAGGUGCUUUCUACACCUCAGCUCAAGAUCCAUAGCAGGAGUGAGGGCCCAGAUUGUGGCAAGGCCCUAGCCAUGGCUAACUCUGUGGUUAUGUUCAGCAGGGUGGCUGAGGGUGUUUCCCUAAGGAUACCCCUUAAUAGAAAUCAAGAACCUUGAGUCAUUUUGGAAAAGAGACUAAUAGUACCUAAUCCGAUACCAUGUACACCUAAUCCGGCGCCAGUAGACACUCAGUGUUUGUUAAGUGACUAGAUGAAUGACCAAGUUUCAUAGCCACAGUCAGUGUUUGCUGGUAAUAGGGGCUCUUUUCAGGAUAUUGUUCCAAGGGAGAUAAGGACCUACGAGGGUAAGAAAAAGUUUCCCUGUGAAUCCCACUAAGAUAAUGCCUCAGUCCACAGAUUGCAGUGCCCAUGAAAAUCCAGUGCUAUAGAUAACAAAUCAGGUUACUUCAAUCUCAUUUGAUUUUUAAAACACUUGAAUUUUACCAGUUAGAUCUACAAGAUCAACAUUUUAAAAGGAAAAAAAACUGUUUCAAAGCCAAGGGAAAAUUACAUUUGUUUCCAAACAAGGAGUCUCAUGUUGGCUUUUGUCUGCCAAGAACUAGAUACAGUAUUUAGAAAAGGCACAAUUGUGUCAGGGAAAGAUCUCUGGAUUUUGUCAUUGAAGCACCUGGGGGACAAUAAUGGCUACUAUUAGCUGUGCAACUUUGAGCAGAUUAGUUAAAUUCCCUGGACCUGUUUUUUCAUCUAUAAAAUGAGUGAGAUGGACUAGAUAAUCUUUAAGAUUCCUUCCAGUUCUUGAUACUUGGAUCUCAUAAAACUCAGGCUAACCAGUUUUUGGUUACUGAGUCAUCUGCCUCUCAACACUCCAGCCUAGGGAAAUGGAAGUUUGUGUUGCCAAUGUAUGAAAACAUCACUGUAUGAAUGUUAUUUGGCUUAAAGCACCCAAUUAAUCCCCUGCAGUGUUUUAAAUGGACAAGUACUAAUGUCCCCAGGUGCCUGUAACAAAAGUAGGAUUCUUGAUGGGAUGAAUGGUCAAUACAAGAUUCUGAAAAGAUUUCACUGCCUCUCCAAAUCCAGCUUUGUUUUUGUGCCCCUGUGUUGUGGGUACAGAGCUUCCUUUUUGAUGAACUGCAAACACAGGUUAGGGAAGAUGAUGGAUCUGGAGGCACAGUCACUGAUCUGCACUGAUGGAACUCCUGCCAGGACUGGUAAUGUUUGCCCCAGUAAAAGGUGCUUGGGUCUCCUUAAAGGUGACAGGAGGUGGGUAGGAGGCAAGCAUGGUGCAUAUGACUGACAAGGCCAUUUAUUCAGUGGCUCUUCAGGAAGCACAGCAUGCGGGAAGGUAAUAAGGGCCUAGCCAGUUGUAAGAUUGGAGUUUCUAGAUUGCCUGUGUCCCAAAGGAACUUAGACUUCACAAACAGAAGAAAAUCACUCCAACAUCAUUUCCACACCCCAUCCUGUCCAGGAUUCUUUCUCUGAUGAGAGCCAUCAAGUGACUUGAUUGCUCCCAGACAACUUAAAUUUUCAGCUUAGCCCACUGACUACCAUCAUGAAUAUAUUUACUCCCUUGGGGAAAGCUGUUUGUAUAUUCAGCCUCAAUCAUCUCUUGGGGGUAGGGGGACAAUGAAUUUCACAUGUUUCCUUUCCAUUCUGUAAGCUGGACAAAUUUUUUAUUUGUCUUAAAACUACCUCUUUUCAGCUCUAUGGAGGUGCCCAAGUUCUAGUUUCCAGGGUUUGGGGAACAAAACUCUACCUCCCCCUUUCUAUAAGUUAGAGUGAUCCAAAGGUAGAAUGAGCUGCCCCAGGAGGUGAUAGAGUUCCUGUCACUGGAAGUGUUGAAACAGGUCACAGAACAACUUGCUGGUGAUAUUAUAUAGUAGAUCUCUCUUAGGUACAGGUUGGGCUACAGCCCCUCCAAGGUUCUAACCAGCUUUGAAGUUGCAUAAUUUUCUAAGUGAACAAAUUUCUGUGCAAGCCAAUGAACUAACUUUGUAUUAAAGAUUCAGACCGGGGAUGGUAGCAGGGUUUGCUGCCAGAAAGACUGAGACUGGUGGAAUCCUUAAGUUCAACAGUUCUGGGCUGCAGUGGACUAAGCUGAUUGGGUAACACCAGUACAGUGAGCCUCCUGGAGCAGAGGUCUACCAGGUUACCAUCCAAGAUGGGGGGAAGGAGAGGGAAGGUCAGAACUUCCAUGCUGAUUAGAAAUGGAAUCUGUGGUAAGUGGCCAACUGUACUUUCAGCCUGGCUGAAACAGCCAGAUCCAGGCUUUUUAAAAAAAAAAAAGCCAUUCCAGAGAUGUCUAAGCCAUGUGUGUAUGUAUAUAAACACAUUUGUAUGUGCAAACACAUCUCUGUAUUCAGCCUUUACAUAAAACACUGAUGCCUGAUCAUUUUUACAUUGCGUUUUAUAUGUUAACAGCCCUUUGCCAUCAUGAAUUGACUGGUUCACAAAACCCUAGAAAACUCCAGAAGCUGAGAUCAUUGUUUUCAGGAACCUGAGGCGGAGAAACAAAAGUGGAGGUAGAAAUAGAGGGCUGGCAAAGGUCUUUCAGUGAGCCAGAGGGCUGGCUGGGGAGAAAAAGGGGUUUUUGAGAUAUGAUCUGGCACUUUGCUAUUGUAAGGAGGUAAACAGCACCCUGAUUAGCUUGGAUUGGGCAUUUUAGAUGAGGACAGGACAAAGAAGAUAGCCAGGGCCCAUUUUAAGUAUCCACAUGUCCAGAGAUUGGGGCAAGAUUUAAUCCCCAAACUGUACAUUGGACUUUAUAACUAUAUUAAUUGCAGACCAGUCCAACUGGUCUCAGUCCACACUGGCUUUCAUGCUGGGUGAAAAGGUGACAAGGUGUGUAGUAGUAAAGAGAUAAGAGUUGACCUUAUCUGAUCUCUAGUUGCUGAUGUGAAGACCUGAUGCCUUUAGUCUUAAAUAUGAAGGGAAUCUAAGGCAUGUUAGUCCCAUGUGUUCACCUCUGGUCUGAGGCCUGUCCAGGGCUUCUCACUUAAGGUGUAGCUGUGAAUGAGGUGGAGGUUCUCCUAGGUUCUCCAUGGCUUCCAAUCUCUACAAAGGAAGCCAACUAUCGAGGAAGAGUUGUGGAAGUCUCUGUGCUUUGACAGGAAAGAGGCCAUGGCUGAAUCUGAAAUUGCACAUUGUCGGGAGCACAGAGCAUCCGCCAGUCUGAGGAGUUGGAAGAACAAUGAUUUUAUCUAUUACAUCUACUCCUGGGCAGCUAUUAGGGGCCCUGCCCAGGGGUCCCUUAGCAGUGGGUUAAAAUUAACUCUCUGAAGAGAAAAUGAUCUGAGAUCCGGAAUUUCAGCCAGGGAUUAAAGACCUCCUUUUAAGGUUAUUAUAAAUAGGAAAUGGCUUUGUCCAGCUAGUUUGCUUGGAAACAGAGGAAUGGGAUAACAGAAAAAAGCCUGGUGAGUCAAAAAACCCACAAAACCCAAAUCUAGUCUUUUCUUGUGCCUAAUCAAUGCAAAUCAGAAACCCUUGAGCCCAGUGGAGCCAAACAGGGCCUGUGGUCUCCCGGGUAGCUAGGCAAAUUAAUAACCAGAGUCUUUGCCUCCGGAGGAGAUAGGAGCCCUGCCCGCCCGCCUAACUUCCUGCUGUGGGCGCAACAAAGGAGCAGUGAAGUGCUGAAAGUGACUCGAAGCCAGGCUGCCGGGCACGAGGCCUAACUUUAAAUGUGGCCUUAGCGGGCCCCACCCGACGCGUCGCCUGAGCUCUGGCCCUGCGUGGGAAGCCUGAGGACUUCUGCACCGGCUGUUCGGCCGGACUCUUCCCCAAAUGGAGGGCUUAUUCCUCCGCAGCCCCGACCCACAGACGCCCCGCCGGAGGCCCAGAGCUAGGGUCCGGGUAAAUUAGUCAACACAGACUUGAGGAGGAAAACAAUCACUGCCUCCUAGAGUGGGCUCGGCAGGCCGGCGCCAGCUUGGGAGGAGGUCGCCUCUUGGAGUCACGGGGACCUGAGUUCGGAUCCCUUCUCUGACACUUAUUACCCGCGUGGCCGUGGGCAUGCCAUUUCACCUCUCUGGACCUCACUUCCCUCUGUAAGACGAUGCCCCCCACGCCAGACGCCCCCUCCUGCUAACCCACAGGAUCUUGGCUUAGAACUGCUUAGCAGGACGAGGAACAAAGUCUCUUCACCUUUGUUGAGAUUGCCUAUCGCCCCGUCCCUCCCCGGGGUGGAGGCGGUGGGGGGUGGAGAACACCCUCCCGAGGAACAGCCCCGGCACCAGGUUUUACUUUGCAUGGUGAACUCCCUCCACACCAGGAACACCCCUAUUCAACCACAGGUGCAAAAAGAACACCCCAAAGCCAAAAGAGAUUUACCGAUUAUUCCUGCUGGUGUCCAUAUAUCCCUGUAUGGACACGUGUGUAUGUAUGUGUGUGUUUAUAUACACAUAUGUGACAGAGCUGUUUCUUAUUCUCAGUCAUCUCCUAUAAACUAUAAUCAUGUAACAUAUUUAUAUGUUUAUAUUUUAACAAAUGCUUCUGUUUCAUAGCAGAUGACUGAGAAUUAGAAACUUUCUGCCUUCUCUAACACCCCUUAGCCCUUUAGGUAUGAGCUCCCAUCUGGCCAGAAGCCCGACUGGGAGAGUUUCUCAAAGUCACUGUCACUCUGGCCGCCAAGGCCUGAGACUUAGUGCUGACAGGGAAACGAGCUAUCCAGGGAGUCCUAAGGCAACUACCAAAACCUUAGACCUAACUAAUAGAUUAUAAGCUCCACGAGGGCAGGUACCUCAUCUUAUUUAUCUUUCUCUCUCCCCCUGUGCAGUGCUAUGCCCAUAGCAGAUACUUAAUAAGUAGUUGUUAAAUUUGAAUUUUGUUUCACCAGAAGAAAAAUAGUGUUGCCAAUUAGUUGAUCAAAAUCAAACAAAAUCAAUAAUUUUAAGCCAUAAUUUUUAAUGGGGGCUUUUUUUUUUCUUUUUAGUUUGCUAUAUACAAAGUUAAACCAUAUCAUUUCCAGAUUUCUCUUCCUAUUAGAUUUGUUGCAGGACAGGACAGUAUUUUUCAGAAUAGUCCAAGAAGCGUUUACAAAGGGCUACCCCCAUAAGACACCACAAGGGUAUCUUCCUUAAUUUUUUGUCAUCUAUGAGCAAGCAAGCCUCUCCCUCUCUCCUUUGGCAUCCAGUAAGAGUUAGGUCUGUGGUUAGGUCCUAGUAGCCAUCCGCAUAUGAGGCUGGAGCUAUCACAAAGGCAGUGAAAUUAGGGCUGGUUUAGAAACCAGAAAAGCAUUUCUAGAGUGCUGCAUACAGCAAGGACUCCAGGGGUACGAAGUACCCAUUGUAGAUAGGCGUAUUAAGUGGUCUGUUGCAGGGUGUGGACCUGAGCAUCCAGGACAUGUUUGAAGAUACCUAGCCCCCCUGCAAUAAAUAAUUCACAGGUCUGAAGCCACUAAUGUAUAUAAAACACUUAACAAAAUGUAUUUUAUGUGAGAAAUGUAUGAACACUGUAUAUUGUAUUAGCAACUUUGUGUAAAAAAAAAAUUGGUAAUCAACAGAGUAAUAUAUUUAAAACAUUUUUUAAAGACAACCACCAAUCUUUGAUAUUAUAUGGAGAUGACUUCAUGCUGUACUUUGAAGUCUAACUGGUGGUUUCUCACUGUAUGGAGACAGUGUGUGUGGACCCCAGAUGGGGACCUAUGAUAAGAGCAGCUUCUGAAUGGCAGAGUCCUUCAUAGGACAUGAAUUUUUUAAUUAAAACUAUUAAAUUUCUUUUAAUAAUA